Molecule: messenger RNA, 1373 nt
Organism: Musa acuminata AAA Group (dessert banana)
Lineage: Eukaryota; Viridiplantae; Streptophyta; Magnoliopsida; Zingiberales; Musaceae
Product: probable E3 ubiquitin-protein ligase RHC1A
Exons: 2
Coding region: 309-1262 (317 amino acids)
Biological process (GO): protein ubiquitination
Cellular component (GO): cytoplasm
Molecular function (GO): ubiquitin protein ligase activity
Source: RefSeq, a predicted model, not a curated record
AAAAUGCGUGUGACAAAGUUGGGCGAGUGAUUGCGGCAGUCCAGAGGUCUCCAUCAUCACCGACCUGUUCUCAUCACCUGCAUCUCAUGCCUUAUCCCAAAUUUAUCUCUAUUCCCUUCCAUUAUCCCUUUGCGAAACCCUUCUUCGCUUCACCCUUUUGCUAGGCUGGCUGUCGUGGGAAGGCUUGCCCUUGCGCUCUCUCCCACCUUAUCUUCAACGCCUCCUCCUCAAGGUGCAGGAGUCUAUACAGUCUGACUCAAACAAGUGUUCAGUUUUCCAAGUUCAUAGUGAUCUGAAGUGCUAGGAAAAUGUCAAGAGCAAAUACACAUUGGUGUUUUGUUUGCAGUCGAGCAGUUCAGCCACUUGGAAGGGACAUGACCUGCCCCAACUGUAAUGGAGGCUUUGUGCAAGAACUGAAUGAGCUAGACGACAGACUGAACCCAUUUGAUUAUUUUGCAGUGGACUCUAAUGAUCACCACAACAAUCAGUUUGGAAUUAUCGAUGCCUUCUCUGCAUUGAUAAGGCAAAGAAUGGGAGGAAGCAGCAGGGAGUUUGAUGUCCAUGGUAGACCCAGUGUUCCCAUGGGAAAUGGGACAAGAUUUGGACUCGAGCCUUGGCUGCUGUUUCGUGGCCAGCUUCCUUUGCAUACAUCUAACGGAGAGACUGAACUUCUAUUUAAUGGUGGCACUGGAGUUGGGAUGAGUCGUGCUAACUUGGGGCACUACUUUUUUGGUUCUGGAUUUGAAGACUUCAUCGAACAGCUUAGCAGGAAUAACCACCAUGGCCCACCACCUGCUUCGCAAUCAGCAAUUGAUGCCAUGCCCAUCGUGAAGAUCAACCAGAGGCAUCUUCGAGGUGAUUCACACUGUCCAGUUUGCAAAGACAAAUUUGAGUUGGGAUCUGAAGCACGUGAAAUGCCAUGUAAGCAUUUAUAUCACUCAGACUGCAUCAUCCCUUGGUUAGUCCGACACAAUUCUUGCCCAGUUUGUCGCCACAGGCUGCCAUCCCAAGCCUCCGGUCAUGGAAAUCAUGUACGAAGUAGAAACCAGUAUUUUGGUGAUGGUUCAAGCAUCAACAGUUAUACUACUAGGGAAAAUGGUGGAGAAAGCCAAGCCAGGAGAAAUCUCUUCUCCUUUCUUUGGCCAUAUGGCACUGCAAUCACCACUAACUCUAACACAAAUGGGACAGGUGGGAGUAGUUCUACUGCUGUUCAGGAAGAUAUCAAUCAGAUGCAUUAUUCUGGCUGGCCCUUCGACUAUUAAGACCUUACUUUUAGUUAUCAUUUCACAAAUUGUGUAAGACCUUGUCAUAUGCUGUCUCCGGAAGUUCAUGAAACAUAUUCUGAAUAACAAGAAUAUGUACGUUGUGGCUUA